This is a messenger RNA of Ilex paraguariensis (yerba mate), 2178 nucleotides long. NCBI's taxonomy places the organism in Eukaryota, Viridiplantae, Streptophyta, Magnoliopsida, Aquifoliales, Aquifoliaceae. The record is from the annotation of a GenBank genome assembly.
AUGGAGGAGAGAAGUCAUGGGUCGUUCAAAGAAGAUGUCCACCAACUCCAUAAACACACAACAGACUCCCACAAUAUAUUCAGCUAUCUCCCGAUGUCCUUCUCUAACCUUAUUCGCUGCACAAAAUCCAUUGUCAGAGGCAGAGCAGUCCAUGCGAAGCUCAUCACAUCUGGAUUCCACUCAGACAUUUAUACAAACAAUCAUGUGCUCAAUAUGUACUUAAAAUUCGACUGCAUGGACGACGCUCGUAAACUGCUUGAUCAAAUGCCUGAACGAAACACGAUUUCAUGGACCACUCUGAUAUCUUCGUAUUCGCAAUUGGGUCUACCAGAAGACGCGUUAGAUUGUUUCAGAAAAAUGGUAGAGGAUGGUGUUGACCCAAAUCAUUACACGUAUGUGGGUGCUAUAACGGCUUGCGCUAGCUUAGGUGUUGCAAGAACUGGGAAAGAAAUUCAUGGAAAGAUUUAUAGGACUGCGGAGGAUGUAAAUAGUUUUGUUAGUAACUGUUUGGUGAACUUUUAUGGGAAAUGUGGGUUGUUGAAAUCGGCUCGUUUUGUGUUUGAUGCAAUUUUGGAGCCCAAUUUGGUUUCUUGGACUUCGCUUCUUUCAUGUUAUUCCCAGUGUGGAGAAAAUGUGGAGGGACUGAGGAUUUUCUUGCAGUCUUUGAGAGCGGGACUGAAAGGAAACGAGUUUUCCUGCGCGAGUAUAUUGGGCACUUGUGCCGCAUUGGGAAAUCUGGAAGUUGGGAUGCAAGUGCAUUGUCAUGCUAUCAAAUGUGGAAUUAGACUUGACCAAUUUGUUGUGACUGGAUUGAUUGACUUUUAUGUCAAGUGUGGUAAAAUAGAUUUAGCAUAUGAUGCUUUUUUAGAGGUGGACAAUCCGCAUGUAUCGGCUUGGACUGCGGUGAUAGGAGGGUGUGUUCAACAAGGGAAGGAUAGAGAGGCGACUGAUCUUUUCUGUAAAAUACACUCUUCGGGUAUCAAACCAAGUGAGAGAACAUUCUCAUCUGUCCUGGGAGCCUUUUCUGGUAUAAUGGAAACUGAAGCUGGGAAACAACUCCACUCUUUGAUUCUAAAAUAUGGAUUUCAUUCAUUUACAUUUGUUGGCAAUGCAGUACUGGAUUUUUACUCAAAAAGUGGGCUUCUCGAUGAAUCUUUGAGAACAUUUGAAGAAAUGGAUGAACAAGAUGUUGUUAGUUGGAAUGCACUGAUAUCUGGACGUGUAACUGCAGGUAAUUAUCAGGAGGCCAUUGAAAUUCUUCGUAGGAUGUUGUUUGAAGGGUUUGAUCCUAAUAUUUACACAUACUCCAUCAUUUUAAGCAUAUGUGGGGAUCGUCCGGCUAUUGAAUGGGGCAAGCAAACCCAUUGCUGCAUUAUGAAACCUGGGUUUGUCUCCAAUAUGGUCGUUGGAAGUGCACUCAUUGACAUGUAUGCUAAGUGUGGACGGUUGGGUGAUGCUCGAAUAGUUUUUGAUACUCUGCCAUCAAAGAACAUUGUUGCUUGGAAUACCAUGCUUGUGGGAUAUGCUCAACAUGGAUAUGGGAAAGAGGCUUUAGAUAUCUAUGAUUUGAUGCAAAAAAAUGGCAUGCAACCUAAUGAUAUUACAUUUGUGGGAGUAUUGUCUGCGUGUGGGCAUGUGGGACUCUUAGAGGAGGGACUAAGCCACUUCAGUUCCAUGACUAAGGACUAUGGAAUUGCCCCAGGGACUGACCACUUAGCUUGUAUGGUCAGUCUCUUUGCCCGUAAAGGACAAAUGAAACUAGCUUAUGAUUUCAUAAGGAGUUUUCCUGUGAAACCGGAUAAGGUGGUUUGGCGUUGUCUUUUGUCAAGUUGCAAAACUCACAAAAACUUGGCUCUAGGAAAAUAUGCUGCUGAAAAGAUUUUGAGUAUUGAUCCAGAUGAUACCUCAGCCCAUAUCAUGCUAUCAAAUAUGUAUGCACAGUCAAAGAUGUGGAAUGAAUUAGCACAAGUCAGAAAACUAAUGAAGGGGAAGGAAUUGAAAAAGGAUACCGGUUAUAGUUGGACUGAAUUGAAGAAUGAGAUAUAUUAUUUUUCUGCUGGUCAUAGUGUGCAUUUUCAGGAAAAAAGUUUGCUCGAAGUUUUGAGUGGGUUAACGGCUCAAUUGUUUGAUGCAGGAUAUGUACCUGAUGCCAUAUUCUGCUCACUUUAUUUGGAAUAA